Molecule: messenger RNA, 2086 nt
Organism: Aplosporella prunicola CBS 121167
Lineage: Eukaryota; Fungi; Ascomycota; Dothideomycetes; Botryosphaeriales; Aplosporellaceae
Exons: 4
Coding region: 79-1803 (574 amino acids)
Source: RefSeq, a predicted model, not a curated record
CGGGGGCCUGAUCCUCGACCUCUCCCCUUGUCUACAUUUUCGCACUCUUCCCUAUUCAUACCCUAGAUACCCCCCGCCAUGUCUGCCGCCGACGUCUCGCGCGUCGACUCCUUCCAGUACCCGGCCGCGCAUCUGGGCCAUCUCACCGCCAGCCAGCAGACUGCUCUGGACAAGUUCAAGCAGCUGGCCCAUCAAGCCGGCCACUAUACCCCUGCUACCGCCGGAGCAAUCGCCAGCCAUGAUGACGAGACUAUGCUGCGCUAUUUGCGCGCGCGCAGAUUCGACCCCCAGGAGGCGCUAAAGCAGUUUGUCGACACUGAAAACUGGCGCAAGGAGAACAGGUUGGAGGAGCUGUACGAGGAUAUGAUCGACAUCAAGGAGUACGAGGAGACGCGCAGACUGUACCCCCAAUGGACUGGUCGCAGGGACAAGCGCGGCAUCCCCGUAUACCUCUUCGAAAUCUCGCACCUGAACUCCAAGACCAUUGCCGCCUACGAGACGACGUCCAAGCAGAGCUCCAUCCCUAACACCAACGUCCCGGUCAAGAUGCUGCGCCUGUUUGCCCUGUACGAGAACCUCACUCGCUUCGUCAUGCCCCUGUGCUCGGCGAUCCCUGACCGCGCACACCCCGAGACGCCCAUCUCGCAGAGCAACAACAUUGUUGAUAUUUCCAAUGUCGGACUUAAGCAGUUUUGGAAUCUGAAGGGGCACAUGCAGGAUGCCAGCCAGCUGGCGACCGCACACUACCCCGAGACGCUGGACAGGAUAUUUAUUAUCGGCGCGCCGUCAUUCUUCCCCACCGUCUGGAGCUGGGUUAAGCGCUGGUUCGACCCGAUCACCGUCUCCAAGAUCUUCAUCCUUAGCAAGUCCAACAUGAAAGAGACGCUCGAGCAGUACAUAGACUCAGAGAACAUACCCAAGAAGUACGGCGGCAAGCUCGAUUACGAGUUCGGCAUGAUGCCCAUCAUCGAGCCGGCCAUCGAGAAGAACCUCGCCUUCGAGACACCCAACAUGCAGAGCGGCAAGAAGACGAUCCCGACGGGCCCCAUCCGGUGGGAAGAGAACGCGCAGGGCAGGGUCGAGGCCGUGGCCGUGGGCUCUGAGGGCGGCAAGCCGCGCCGGCACGUCGUGGCCUCGCUGGCCAACAACACCAGCCUCAAAGCCAUGCACGGCAGCACGAUCAGGGGCGCGACGGCGCCGCCAGCAGCGGGCACCGCGGCCGCGCAGCCCGCGCCCAUCACGACGUCCGGCACGCACACGCACGCCGCCGUCGACCCCAACGCGGAGAUCUUGCAGUCGCCCACGACGUCCGCCACUGCGGCCGGCGGCCUUGCGACCGCGACGGCGCUGCCCGAUCGCACGGCUGCCAACGACGACGCUACCCGCACCGGUACAUCCGAGUCCCGUCUCGCGGGCCAGGACGGCACGCAUGCGGCCGGACACGCCGCUUCGGGCACGCCGCACGAGGCGGUCAACGACCACGGCCACGGCGACCGCACGCUGACUGUGGAGCCGAACACGGUGGGGCAGGCACCGAAGGCCGGUGCUGGGGAGCCGGUGGGCGGCACCGAGGCGCCGGCGCCCGGGUACGUGGACCAGGCGAAGGAGGUCGCGGAGAAGGCGUACGAGAGUGCGGCGGGUGUCGCGGAGGCGGCGGUUAGCGCUGUUACUGGAGGAGGAAAGAAGGAGGAGGAGGCGGCGCCGAAGGAGGUCCCGAGGGAUCCGAGGGUCGAGGGUAUGGAGAAGGCGCAGGUGGAGGAGUUUUUGAGGGGCGAGAAUGCUAGUACCCCGGCUGGGAAGUAGGUGUGGUUGAGUUGGGUUGGUGGUGGGGGUGGCGGUGUAUGUGAGGGUGGGUGUGUGUAAGUGUGUGUGCAUGGUUGGAGCAUGGUAUGACAUGGCGUGGCAUGGCGUGGCAUGGCAUGAGGCAUAGAGACGGAUCUAGAGGCUGGGAGUGGGCGUAGGCAUACGCAUACGCAUAGUUGGAGAUUGUUGCUAUUCAGCCCAGUCAUCCAUGUAUUAAUUCUCAAUUGACGCGUUUCUGUUCUGUGGUGCAUUAGUUAGUGCAGCAAGAGAGUCGUGUAGGUAC